AACAACUUUGUUUCUCGGCCAUCAAUCUUGUUUCUCUCUCUUAACCCAAAAUCGCUGUAACAGCUAACGAAACCCCUACAACUAACAUACACAUAUUUCUUGUUGGUUGCUGUUUGCCCCUCUCAUUCUAUCAUGCUUUUUUAAAAGAAUGUCCUCCUUCUCUCCCCACCCUCUCCCGCUAGGCAUCUGACCAGAGAUUUUGUGUUGUGUGUUGUUAUUGCAACUUUAAUGGCCCACCAUACCACACGAGAUUUCUUCUCUGGUCCCCUCCUUUCCGGCCCUGCCUCCACUGCCAUUGAUCCUGCCGAGACUGACCUCACCUGGCCAUUUGGCGACCUCAUUAGUCUCGACCGCGACGACAUCCGAGAGACUGCAUAUGAAGUCUUCUUUACAGCUUGUAGAUCAUCCCCCGGAUUUGGCGGUGGAAAGAAUGCCAUUGCGUUUCACUCUACCCACCAUCAUCUUCAUGAUAUUGGAGAUAGUGGAGGAUCUAGGUCGCCAUCGAGGUCAGGUUCAGGGUCUUCCAGUGGUGGGCGGGUGGCCGGCGGGCCAGUAGUCGUGAUGACCCCAACGAGUAGGAUAAAACAGGCUCUAGGGCUAAAGAUGCUAAAGAGGUCGCCGUCUAGGAGAAUGUCUAGUGUGGUUAGUGGUGGGGGCGGAGGAGGCGGUGUGGGGUCAGCACCAGGGUCUCCAAAAGUGCCACUGCUUCAGAGUGGAGGAUAUAGUCCGAUUUCGACGUUUACUACUGUGCCAGCAUCAAGGGCAAGGCGGCCUUUAACUUCGGCAGAGAUAAUGAGACUACAGAUGAGGGUGACAGAACAAAGUGAUAAUCGAUUGAGAAAGACGCUGAUGAGGACUCUAGUUGGCCAAAUGGGAAGGAGAGCAGAGACGAUAAUCCUGCCAUUGGAGCUGCUCCGCCACCUUAAACCAGCAGAAUUCAAUGAUAUGCACGAGUAUCAUCUUUGGCAAAGGCGUCAGCUCAAAAUCUUGGAGGCCGGCCUCCUCCUCCACCCAGCAAUCCCACUAGAAAAAUCUAAUUCCUAUGCUAUGCGUCUUCGAGAAAUUAUCCGUGCCAGCGAUGUGAAACCCAUUGACACAAGCAAAAAUUCUGAUACCAUGAGAACCUUGUGCAAUAGUGUUGUUACCUUGUCUUGGCGGAGCCCAACCGAUGCGCCUACCGAUGUCUGCCAUUGGGCUGAUGGCUUUCCUCUCAACCUUCACUUUUACACAUGCCUACUUCAAUCGAUUUUUGACUUCAGGGAUGAGACAUUAGUCCUUGAUGAGGUUGAUGAGCUUGUGGAGUUGAUGAAGAAGACAUGGUCUAUCCUAGGAAUCAAUAGAUCAAUACACAAUCUCUGCUUUACUUGGGUGCUUUUCCAACAAUAUGUAUUGACUUCUCAAACAGAGCCUGAUUUGCUCUAUGCUGCGCAUGCUAUGUUGUCUACGGAGGUAGCUAAUGAUGCAAAGAAGCCAGACAGAGAGGCAAUCUAUGUUAAGCUUUUGUCUUCUAUGUUGGCUUCGAUGCAAGGGUGGGCAGAGAGGAGAUUGCUUCAUUACCAUGACUAUUUCCAGAGGGGAAAUGUUUUCUUGAUUGAGAAUCUUUUGCCUUUGGCUUUAUCAGCAUCAAAGAUUUUAGGCGAGGAUGUCACUCUCAUUGAAGGAACAGGGAAAGAAGACAGGAAAAUAGUUGAUUCGUCAGGAGAUCGAGUGGAUCAUUACAUUCGAGCUUCUAUAAAGAACGCAUUUGCAAGGGUAAUAGAAACUGGAAGCUAUAAGAGUACGAGUGUGGAAGUGAAAGAUGAGGCCAGCGAGGCUCUUCUCCAAUUAGCUAAAGAAACAGAGGAUUUGGCCUUGAGAGAAAGGGAAAGUUUUAGUCCAAUACUGAAGAAAUGGCAACCAAUUGCAGCCAGUGUUGCAGCUGUAACGCUACACCAUUGCUAUGGAGCAGUGUUGAAGCAGUAUCUUGCUGGGAUGUCCACUCUCAAUAGCGAGUCUGUUGAAGUAUUGCAGAGGGCUGGAAAGCUGGAAAAAUUUUUGGUUCAAAUGGUGGUUGGAGACUCAGCAGACUGUGAAGAUGGAGGCAAAACAAUCGUGCGAGAGAUGGCUCCAUAUGAAGUUGAUUCAGUCAUAAUGAGGGUCAUGAGACAAUGGAUUGAUGAAAAGAUGAAAAGAGGGAGAGAAUGUUUUCUCCGAGUGAGAGAUUCUGAAACAUGGAAUCCUAAGUCUAAAAAUGAGCCAUAUGCACAGUCAAUUGUGGAGUUGAUGAAAGUGGCCAAGGAAAUGGUCGAAGAAUUCUUUGAAAUUCCCGUUGGAGUCACUGAUGAUCUCAUUUGUGAUCUUGCUGAAGGUUUAGAGCAUCUCUUCCUAGAAUACAUCAAAUUUGUAGAAGCUUGUGGCUCAAAACAGAGCUAUGUCCCCACUCUACCUCCUUUAACACGAUGCAACCGCGACUCUAAGUUCUUUAAGCUGUGGAAGAAAGCUACUCCAUGCAGUGUUACCACAGAAGAAAUGCACCGACAUGGAUUAGCAGAAGCUCACCAUCCAAGGCCAUCAACAAGCCGGGGAACACAACGCCUUUACAUUCGACUCAACACUCUACAUUAUCUUCUUUCUCACCUCCAUUCUUUAGACAAGACCCUUGCCCUUGCUCCAAGAACUGUUUCUUCAGCUCGUACUCGUCAUGCUAGCCAACGCAAGAACCGUUCCACUUCCUCUUCUUACUUUGAAGUAGCCUAUUCAUCCAUUCAAUCUGUUUGUCAACGUGUAUCAGAAGUCGCUGCAUAUCGUUUGAUCUUCCUGGACUCUAAUUCAGUAUUCUAUGAAACUCUCUAUGUGGGCGAUGUAGCAAAUGCCCGGAUUAGGCCUGCUUUGAGAACCCUGAAGCAGAAUCUUACUCUUCUGACAGCUAUUCUUACAGACAGAGCUCAGGCUUUGGCAAUGAGAGAAGUAAUGAGGGCGACUUUUGAGGCCUACCUCAUGGUUUUGCUUGCAGGAGGUUGCUCCCGAGUGUUUCAUCGGUCUGAUCAUCCAGUGAUUCAAGAAGAUUUUGAGAAUCUGAAGCGUGUUUUUUGCACAUGUGCUGAAGGAUUGAUGGAUGAGGAGGUGGUGGAGAGGGAGGCUGACAUAGUUGAAGGGGUAAUAACGUUGAUGGGUGAAUGUACAGAGCAGCUAAUGGAAGAUUUCAGCAUUGUGACUUGUGAAACAAGCGGUAUAGGAGUUGUGGGUACAGGGCAAAAAUUACCAAUGCCACCAACAACAGGAAGGUGGAAUAGAGCAGACCCAAACACAAUAUUAAGAGUGUUAUGCCACAGAAAUGAUAAAGCAGCAAAUCAGUUCUUGAAGAAAACUUUCCAAUUGGCAAAGAGGAAAUGAAAGAAUAUGAUAAUUUUGACCUCUUGUAAGUUGCACUUUCGGUCGUGUAAUCAAAAUGAACUUCAAAAAAGGAAUUUUGAGAGAGCUAUCGAAACAGGAUUCAGUUAAAUGCUAUAUCAAGAUCUGACAGGGAGGUGGUGGUUGAGAGAUUAUUGGCCUAAGUUCUUUGUAGAGCUAGGAACUGUUAGCAGUAAAUAUAUGCUUUGAAAAAGCUUUUUAUUAGAAGCCUGAAAAAGAAGUCAUGUGCAGAUUGAUUUCUUUCUUUCUUUUAUUUUUUCAUUUGUUAAUUUAAUUUUCUAUUUUUUUUGUACUUAGGCCAUGAAAUAGAGAGAAAGGGGGAAAUUCAUCUUGUAAUUUGAUUCGACCUCAAUAAUACCUAAUUUUACCA
Molecule: messenger RNA, 3760 nt
Organism: Hevea brasiliensis (rubber tree)
Lineage: Eukaryota; Viridiplantae; Streptophyta; Magnoliopsida; Malpighiales; Euphorbiaceae
Product: protein unc-13 homolog
Exons: 5
Coding region: 229-3372 (1047 amino acids)
Source: RefSeq, a predicted model, not a curated record